This is a messenger RNA of Grosmannia clavigera kw1407, 1293 nucleotides long. Its product is annotated as FAD dependent oxidoreductase. The coding region runs from base 1 to 1293 and encodes 430 amino acids. The record is from RefSeq and is a predicted model, not a curated record. NCBI's taxonomy places the organism in Eukaryota, Fungi, Ascomycota, Sordariomycetes, Ophiostomatales, Ophiostomataceae. The transcript is spliced from 3 exons. Gene Ontology annotation, molecular function: FAD binding.
AUGGCUCGAAUUACGACUGCGGCGUUAAUCUCACUCUCAGCCCUGGCCGUCGUUUCCGCCGACAGUUGCUCCAACAUUGAAAAGACAGCACCGAGUAUCGGCGUGGCCUCCGCUUAUGACAUCUCGUACGCCACAGUCUCGAAUGAUUACUGGUCCACUUCUUGUGCUGCUCUCAAGCCGGCAUGUGUCGUUUUCCCGUCUUCAUCACUUGAAGUUGCAGCCAUUAUCAACAUCUUGAAUGGAAACAGCGAUAAUUUCGCUGUCAAGUCCGGAGGCCAUAAUGCGAACAAUCAUUUUUCCAGCACUAAAGGCGGUCCGUUGAUCUCAACUAAGAACUUGAAUCAUGUGCUUCUCGAUAACGAGACCGGUAUUGUUCAGAUAGGCCCAGGCCUUCGCUGGGACGAGGUUGCCGACGAAUUGAACGGCUCGGGGUGGUGCGUCGUUGGUGGACGCAUCGGUAAUGUCGGAGUUGGAGGCUUCAUGCUUGGGGGAGGACUUUCCUUCAUGUCACAGGAAUACGGAUGGGCUGCUUCAUCAGUCCUGGAAUAUGAGAUCGUUCUGGCCAACGGCACCAUCACCACAGCUUCUGUGGAUAAUAACCCGGAUCUGUUCAAGGCCCUUAAAGGUGGUGGCAACAACUUUGGCAUCGUUACGUCUUAUACUGUGCAGGCAUACCAGCAAGGCUACGUCUAUGGUGGCGUCCUUUCCUUUGUGCAUUCGACGGAAACAGAUACGAAGCUUCUCAGGGCCAUCCGAGACUUCACCAAGUACAACACCGAUAGCAAAGCCGCCAUCAUUCCUACUGCUGAGCGCGUCCUGGCGAGGCGCGGUCCCAUUACCGACACCUGCAAGACGAGAACCUUUUCAGAGUUCGUGACCAACAACAACUGGGCGGUCCUCAAGGACACUGUUUACAAUAUUGGCACGGAAACCAUCCCGCUACCAGCAGAUGAUAACAUCAACGUUCUAGAGGCAGUCCAUGCGCACUGGCGCAACGUCACCGACUCUGUCCUUCUUGUGGGUGGCCUAAUCACCAACAUUGCCUACCAGCCACUUCCACGGCGCAUCGCCCAGAUCGCCCAGGACAGGGGUGGUGACCUGCUGGAUUUUGAUGUGAACUCGGAUUUUGUUAUCCUCGAGAUUAGCAACAGUUUUUUGUUGCAGUCAGAUUAUGAUAUGAUGGACAUCACCCUCCAGGCGGCCUACAAUGGAGUCCGUCAAAUGGUUCUCGCCUGGCAGGAGGACGGCACAUUGGACAAGGAGUUGAAUAGGACUGGUGGCUUUAAGCCGUAG